AAUUUAAGCUUGUUUCCAUGCUAUGGGUUUAAAAUGCCAAACCACGGUCGGUGUUGUAUGUUAUUUAAAUGCAUCUUCUCUGUGUUAUAAAUACCUAGCGACAAUUUAGUUUAUUGACAUCUGUGUAACAAUCCACGUGACGGAUCGUGGUCGGAGGUGAUUUGAUUACCCAAAUAUGUAACAGAGAUUGGAGAGAUCUGAAUGUAGCCAUGCAGUUGAAUACAAGCAAGGUUUGUGUGGGGUAAAUAUAAUGUUAAACAGGUUUUGCCUGCGUCCGCUGAAGGCAUCAGAUUUAUUUAUUGUUAUUAACAAUGACUAAUAAAGCAAACAAAAACCUGAAACAGCCAGUAAAAAACAGAAGUCACAUUAAGUGCUGACAUGAGUUAAAUCCAUUCCUGUUUGCUCCCAUCUGCUUGUGUGGGUGGUUCCUAUAAGCAAGCACACGUUUUUUUUUUUUUUUUCUUUCUUUCUUUUUUUUUCUCUUGCCGCUGUUGCUGAAUAACCAGCCUGUCACUUGCCUUGGAACAUCAUGUCUGCCGCUAAUACAUGCCUGCUUUCAACACGCUGCCAUCCGGAAGAUCUGUGUGAAAAACAAAAUCACAAGACCUGAAAAGAUCUCUGCUUGUCGGUCCUAGAAGGAAUGUUCACGCUUUCGGAGGUUGCCUCGCUUAAUGACAUACAGCCCACAUACCGUAUUCUGAAACCAUGGUGGGACGUAUUUAUGGAUUACUUGGCUGUUGUCAUGUUAAUGGUUGCCAUCUUUGCUGGCACCAUGCAGCUGACCAAAGAUCAGGUUGUUUGUCUGCCGGUGUUAGAAUCUGCUAUAAGUUCAAGAAUUUCAACUACCCAAUCAAGUGAAAACAAUCAACUGCCAAAAUAUGACGAGGCUCCCACUGAGCCAAAUGAAAUACAACAAAUAACAUCUCCUUAUGUUACACCAGAGCUUCCUGAGAUACCUUUAAUACGACCAACUGGCUCUCCUAUGAAUCCAAGUGAACCUUCAGGACGGCGAUUAAAAAAUGAAAUUAAAGAUUCAGGUGGCAAAAAAACAAAUCUUGAUUAUCAGCAGUAUAUCUUCGUCAACCAAAUGUGCUACCAUGUGGCACUUCCAUGGUACUCUAAGUAUUUUCCGUAUCUUGCCCUUAUCCAUACCAUUAUUUUAAUGGUUAGCAGUAAUUUCUGGUUUAAGUAUCCAAAAACGUGCUCAAAAAUUGAACAUUUUGUGUCAAUACUAGGGAAGUGCUUUGAGUCUCCUUGGACAACCAAAGCGCUGUCUGAAACUGCAUGUGAAGACUCAGAAGAGAACAAGCAGAGAUUAACUGGUGCACAAUCUCUCCGAAAACAUCUCUCUAAUAGCAGUGAGGAUGGUAGUCCUAGUACUCCAAUGAUCAGUAAAUCCGGGCCAAAGUUUUCAGCAGACAAACCUGUUGUGGAGGUUCCUGGCAUGACCAUUCUUGACAAGAAGGAUGGAGAACAGGCCAAAGCCCUUUUUGAAAAGGUCCGAAAAUUCCGCACCCAUGUAGAAGAUAGCGACUUGAUCUAUAACCUGUAUGUUGUCCAAACUGUUAUAAAAACUGUAAAGUUUAUGUUCAUCCUGGGCUACACUUUAACAUUUGUAACAGCAAUAAGCUUCAAACAUGUCUGCAACCCUAACGUUGAACAUCUUAUAGGCUACCAGGAAUUUGAGUGUACUCACAAUAUGGCAUUUAUGUUGAAGAAACUUCUCAUCAGCUACAUUGCUCUUAUUUGCGUUUAUGGCCUUGUCUGCCUAUAUACUCUGUUUUGGCUUUUUAGGAGGCCACUAAAAGAAUAUUCUUUUGAAAAGGUGAGAGAAGAGAGCAGCUUUAGCGAUAUUCCUGAUGUCAAAAAUGACUUUGCAUUCCUUUUACACAUGGUAGAUCAGUACGAUCAGCUAUACUCCAAACGUUUUGGUGUCUUCUUGUCAGAGGUCAGUGAAAACAAAUUGCGGGAAAUUAGUUUAAAUCACGAAUGGACAUUUGAAAAACUCAGACAGCAUGUUUCUCGCAAUGCUCAGGAUAAACAAGAACUUCAUCUUUUCAUGCUCUCUGGAGUUCCGGACGCUGUAUUUGAACUGACAGAUUUAGAAGUCUUAAAACUUGAGCUCAUCCCAGAGGCUAAACUCCCAGCAAAAAUUUCUCAGAUGACCGCUCUUCAGGAGCUCCACCUCUACCACUGUCCAGCAAAGGUCGAACAGACGGCAUUUAGCUUUCUCAGAGAUAACUUAAAGUGCCUUCACGUGAAAUUCACCGAUGUAGCCGAAAUUCCUGCUUGGGUCUACUUGUUAAAAAACCUACGCGAGUUGUACUUGAUGGGGAAUCUAAACUCUGAAAACAAUAAAAUGAUCGGACUUGAAUCUUUAAGAGAACUACGGCACUUAAAAAUGCUCUAUGUGAAGAGCAAUCUGACCAAAAUGCCAUCCAACAUUACAGACGUUGCUCCACAUCUAACAAAACUAAUCAUUCAUAAUGAUGGCACCAGACUUGUUGUUCUAAACAGCCUUAAGAAAAUGAUGAAUAUCGCAGAGUUGGAGCUGUACAAUUGUGAAUUGGAAAGGAUCCCUCAUGCCAUAUUCAGCCUCACCAAUUUACAAGAGCUGGAUCUGAAAGCAAACAGCAUACGAACAAUAGAAGAAGUCAUCAGUUUCCAACACUUAAAAAGACUGACUUGUUUAAAAUUGUGGCACAAUAAAAUUGUGAACAUUCCUCAAUCCAUCUCCCAGGUUAAAAACCUAGAGUCCCUGUACUUAUCCAACAACAAACUUGAAGCACUCCCUGCGCCACUUUUCAAUCUGCAGAAGCUCAGAUAUCUAGAUGUCAGCUAUAAUUGCAUCUCCUCGAUCCCUCUCGAAAUUGGAUUGCUCCAAAACCUUCAGCACUUGUACGUCACUGGGAAUAAAGUGGAUAUGUUGCCAAAAACUUUGUUCAAGUGCGUCAAAUUAAGAACUUUGUGCUUGGGGCAAAACUGUAUAACGUUCUUGCCAGAGAAGAUUGGACAUCUACUCCAGCUCACCCAUCUGGAGUUAAAGGGAAAUUGCUUAGACCGCCUGCCCUCCCAAAUCAUUCAGUGUCGCCUUCUUAAAAAAAGCGGACUUGUUGUGGAGGAUCACUUGUUUGAUGCGUUACCUUCUGAAGCAAAAGAGGCAUUGAAUCAAGACAUCAGCUCCCCCUUUGCCAAUGGAAUAUAGAUGGGUCAAAUGUUGGGAAUACAAUAAAAUCAGCCAUUUUACUUUUGGUAUGCAAUGCAUUAGGGAAGGUAUCCUAAACCUGUUCAAAGUGCACUAUUUCUUUUUCUUCUGCCUCUGUCCAGUGGAGAGAUCAGUCUUUACGGGGGGAGGGGGGGUGUAUUCUUUCUUAUCCUCCACCCAUCUUUUCCAUUUUUAAUACUCAAAUACUAAAAUGUCCCUCAUUCUACAAACAAAAAGUAAAGAAAA
Molecule: messenger RNA, 3451 nt
Organism: Spea bombifrons (plains spadefoot toad)
Lineage: Eukaryota; Metazoa; Chordata; Amphibia; Anura; Pelobatidae
Gene: LRRC8D
Product: leucine rich repeat containing 8 VRAC subunit D
Exons: 2
Coding region: 641-3205 (854 amino acids)
Molecular function (GO): protein binding
Source: RefSeq, a predicted model, not a curated record